Messenger RNA from Dromiciops gliroides (monito del monte), 564 nucleotides. RefSeq names its product GTPase NRas-like. The record is from RefSeq and is a predicted model, not a curated record. The coding region runs from base 1 to 564 and encodes 187 amino acids. Gene Ontology annotation, molecular function: GDP binding; GTP binding; GTPase activity. Lineage: Eukaryota; Metazoa; Chordata; Mammalia; Microbiotheria; Microbiotheriidae. The transcript has a single exon. Gene Ontology annotation, cellular component: plasma membrane. Gene Ontology annotation, biological process: Ras protein signal transduction.
AUGCCGUACAGAUUGGUGGUGAUGGGCAGCCGUGAGGUGGGCAAGAGUGCGCUGACCAUCCAACUGGUCAAGAACUGCUUUGUGCCGGACCAUGACCCCACCAUUGAGGACUCCUACGGCACCCAGGUGGUAGUGGAUGGGGAGCCCUGCCAGCUAGACAUCCUAGACACCACAGGCAGCGAGGAAUACCCCCGUCGGCGCCAGGAGUUCAUGCGCUGGGGGGAGGGCUUCCUCUGUGUCUAUGCAGUGAAUGAUGUAAAGUCCUUCGUGGAUGUGAACAUCUUCCGGGACCAGCUGUGGAGGAUCAAGGACACCAACCAUGUGCCCAUGGUGCUGGUGGCCAACAAGAUGGACAAGGCCGACCGCCUGGUGACCCCAGCCCUGGGCCAGGAAGUAGCCAGGAGUUUCAGGGUUCCUUUUGUGGAGACUUCAGCCAAGACGCGGCUGGGUGUGGAGCACGCCUUCCAGGAGCUGGUUCGAGAGAUCCGCAGGUCACGUGGCAAGGAGCUCCCUGAGGUGGAGCAGAACCAGGGCUGUGGGCUCAAGCCCUGUGCCAUCCUGUGA